This is a messenger RNA of Macrosiphum euphorbiae (potato aphid), 825 nucleotides long. The record is from the annotation of a GenBank genome assembly. Lineage: Eukaryota; Metazoa; Arthropoda; Insecta; Hemiptera; Aphididae.
AUGUCGUCUACCGACCGGGUGUUCGAACGGCGGAUCGUGUCCAAGCGAAGAACGUCCGCCAACCUGGAGGACGAGCCGGAGAAGCAGUGUCCGAACGGUUGGGCCAGCGUCGUGGCGGCCGCGGCGGCAGCCGCGUCGUCUUCGUCGUCGACGUUACGGCAAAAAGCGGCAGCCUGCAAGACCUCGCAGAGGACGACGUUUCAACCACAUCCCGAUUCCAUCUGCGAUUGGUUCUUCAAAGUGAUGGUACUCGGCGAUUCCGGAGUUGGGAAGACUUGCCUGUUGGUCCGUUUCAGGGACGAUAUGUUCUUGGGUGGCAAUUAUAUUUCUACCGUCGGUGUAGAUUUCAGGAAUAAAAUUAUAUCUGUCGACGACUCCAAAGUUAAGCUACAGAUUUGGGACACUGCGGGUCAAGAACGAUUUAGAAGCGUAACACACGCAUAUUAUAGAGAUGCCCAUGCACUUUUACUUUUGUACGAUGUAACUAACAAAGUAAGUUUUGACAACAUACGAGCUUGGUUGAGUGAAAUUCGAGAUUAUGCUAAUGAUCAAGUAGUCAUAAUGUUAAUAGGAAAUAAAGCUGAUUGCAGUCUAAACGAUAGAAUGGUGAAAAGAGAAGACGGCGAACAAUUGGCCAAAGAAUAUUCAGUCACUUUUAUGGAGACUUCUGCUAAAUCUGGUUUUAAUGUCGAAAUCGCUUUUAUGGCUGUUGCAAGGGAGUUAUUAUUCAAAAAAACAGGGGUUGAAAAAAAAGGAUCUUUUAAUGUACAAGAUUAUGUGAAAGAACAAACCAAAUCCAAUUGUCCAGCAUGCUCUACAGCAUAA